Messenger RNA from Dermochelys coriacea (leatherback sea turtle), 3716 nucleotides. It is a transcript of the gene RGMB, whose product is annotated as repulsive guidance molecule BMP co-receptor b. NCBI's taxonomy places the organism in Eukaryota, Metazoa, Chordata, Testudines, Dermochelyidae. Gene Ontology annotation, biological process: BMP signaling pathway. Gene Ontology annotation, cellular component: plasma membrane. The transcript has 4 exons. Gene Ontology annotation, molecular function: coreceptor activity. The record is from RefSeq and is a predicted model, not a curated record. The coding region runs from base 2059 to 3357 and encodes 432 amino acids.
UACAAGUCCUCCUUUUCUUUAUACUUACACGGUAGUUUUGUACAGACCUACAAACUACUGUGUAAAUGUGCGUAUAAACAGACAAAUGGAUUAGACAAGAAAUGACUGUUUCUAAGCCUUUUUUGUUAACUUCUUUUUGUGUGCCUUUGGUUGGGUUGGAGAUAUGGGGAAUGGGGAGGUGUAUCACCAUGGCCAAACCAAGUUCAGUACAACUUAAGAAAAGGUGAGGUACUUUUAAGUGUGUGGAUCUGAUCACUGCAAACUUCAGACCAAACACCCAGGGGUGCUGGAACAAUUUUUAUAGUGGAGGUGCUGAGAGCCACUGAAAUAAACUAUAAACCCUGUAUAUAAUGGAAACCACUUCAAGGCAGAGGCUGCAGCACCCAUGCAAAUAUCCUUCAUUAUAUGAGGCCUAAUGGAUAGGCCUGCUAGGUUUUUUUAAAAAAUCAUUAUUUAUUCUUCUUAUUAUUAUAAGCACGAGCAGUAAUUACAAAAUUUUGCUGGGCACGCUAACUCCUCAACACCGAGCAGUUCUUGGAAAAAUGUUUGUGCUAAUGAAAGAAGAGAAAGUGGAUUCAAGUGGUAAAGCAAUUCAUGAAGAUUAGAUUUCACUUCACACCUACCGAUAACAACACUUCCCCCCUGUAGUUUGUGUGUAUUUCCCCUUCUUCUGUCUCCUUGUCUGAGUUUCCUCUACAUAAUCAGGGGCCUACUUGAGCGCGUGGGAGCCAGGCAGCAGUUCGCCUACAGGCUACAGCAACUGCACACAAAUUAGCAGCGUUACAACUGAGAGAUUCCUUAUACUUAGUUCUUAGCGAUGUCGCUAAAAUCUAAGUUCUCCUAAAAUAACCAAGAUGUGAAAAUUCGCCCAGGCUAGAAUAAACUCAAAGUUCACGAGUCCGACCUGCUUGUUUAAGCACAGCAUGCGGAUGCAAGGCGUCUGUCACCCCAGGCUGAUAAAGUGUUUCGAUAUUUAAUUUAAGGCUAGAAAGUCACCGGAAGCUAGCUAAAGCCAUGGUCAAGAAGGUGAAGUCAUUCCCUCGGGCGGAGUCCUCCAAGGCUCCAUUGAUACCCGCCGCAGCCAAUCACAACCCCGGCACCGCAGCAACUGCAUUCCGAUUAGGAACGCUGGCAAACCCAACGUUCCAAAUCGGAAUGCUUGGCUCAGCGGUCCCGGGGAUGUGAUUGGCUCCUGCGAAGAGGAAUUCAUCAGAAUCACAGGGGUUUGGAAGGCACCUUCUUAGAUGAUACAGAGCAGGGUCAGCGAGAUGCCUCAGUUAGAGACUGGACUGAAUUUGUAGGCGUUGGAAAGCAGCAUUUGCGAGGCAGGGCUCCCAGCACGAAAGCGUUAGGGGGGCAGAGCACUAGAGGGGCCAGGGGACCAGGUCCCUCACCAGGAAGAAAGCCAAUUGGGAAGGGAGGUGCCUCAGCACAAGAAAGCGACGCAGGCAAGCCGAGAGAUCGCAGCCCCCGAGCGGGAAGCCGGCAGAAGAAAAGCUCUCUUUGCACUUUUCGCUCCCAGCGGGGCUGCCGUGCGCUUCUUGAAUCCACGGCUCGAAAGCGAUAAGCCCAAGAGGCGGAGAAAGCAGGGCGGAGACCCGUCAGCAAAUCACCUCCAAGCCUCCCCCGCAGUCCACCCAGCUCCCUUCGGGGAGGAGGGGGCUUGGCGGAGGCGGGGCGGGAGGGAAGGGCAGGGCUCCUAUGAGGCUCGCGUCGGGCUUGUUGGACGGGCGCGGCGAGCCAAUGGGAGGCGGGGUGGGCGAGUGCGGAGCUGAGACUGAUUGGCGGGGCGGGGGAGGCGCAGGCCAAGCCCGAGAGCUCCGCGCGUCCCGGGGGCGGGGGGGCGAGCGAGCCUCACUCUUUGUGUUUGUGUCUGUGUCUGUGUCUCUCCCCGCGAUGCUGCGUUGCCCGGCUGCGCCCGCUCCCGCCUGGUCUGCGGACGGCCUCUCCCCGCCGUGGGGCUGAAGGAGGAAGAGGAGGAAGCCAGGAGGCCGGCUCGCCUGCCCAUGCAGCAGCCCCGUCCCGCCGCCGUCGCCCCGCAGACCUGCAUGGACGGGCAUGGGGAGAGCAGCACCUUCCUGCGCCGCCGCCGGGGCUGAGCAGCGCCGCCGCCGGCCGCACCCGCCGCCGCCGGCCGCCCUCUUUCUCCUCUUCAACGUCGGGCUGCUGCUGCGCACAGGUAACUGCCAACUGCAAACACCAUGUCGAAUCCAAAAGUGCACCACAGAUUUUGUGUCAUUAACUUCGCAUCUAAACUCUGCCCUUGAUGGCUUUGAUUUGGAGUUCUGCAAAGCCCUUCGGGCAUAUUCUGCCUGCACCUAUCGCAAUUCCAAAGUCUGUCGUGGAAACCUAGUUUACCAUUCUGCUGUGCUAGGGAUUAGCGACCUCAUGAGCCAGAGAAACUGCUCCAAGGAUGGGCCAACAUCUUCUACUAAUCCUGAAGUUACCCACGACCCCUGUAAUUACAGUGGCCGCAGAGGAGCCAGAGAACUUCGGGGAGGGGAGCAAACUCCUCCUACUUACCUCUUUUGUGGUUUGUUUGGUGAUCCUCACCUUAGGACUUUUAAGGAUCACUUUCAGACAUGCAAAGUGGAAGGUGCCUGGCCUCUCAUAGACAAUAACUACUUAUCAGUGCAAGUGACAAAUGUGCCUCUGGUGCCAGGAUCCAGUGCUACUGCUACAAAUAAGAUAACUAUUAUCUUUAAAUCAUACCAAGACUGCACAGAGCAGAAGGUGUACCAGGCAGUCACUGAUGACCUACCGGCGGCUUUUGUGGAUGGCACAACAAGUGGAGGUGACAGUGACACCAAGAACUUGCGUAUAGUGGAGAGAGUCACUGGCAGAUAUGUGGAGAUGCACGCCAGGUACAUCGGGACCACUGUGUUUGUGCGCCAAGUUGGACGUUACCUAACGCUGGCCAUUCGCAUGCCAGAAGAGCUGGCCAUGGCUUAUGAAGAAAGCCAGGACCUGCAGCUGUGUGUGAACGGCUGCCCCUCGAGUGAACGCAUUGAUGAUGGUGGUCACUUACCUUUGCCCGUUAUGGGGCAGCUUCUUCCACAUGCUGCCUCUACUCAGCCCCAGUCUGUGUACACACUGGAGAGUGCCACUACCAAAUGCCAUGAGAAGAUGCUGGUGAAGGACAUUUAUUUUUACUCUUGUGUGUUUGAUCUGCUCACCACUGGUGAUGCUAACUUCACAGCAGCAGCUCAUAGUGCUUUGCAGGACAUAGAGGCACUGCACCCCAGGAAAGAGCGCUGGCACAUCUUCCCCAACAGUGGAAAUGGUGACAUGGGCAAGAAUAGCAAAUUGUCCGUUAGUCUUGGACUUGUGUGCUUAAUCCUUGUUGCGUUUUUGUAAGGUUUUUUGUCUAUAACAAAGUUUUAAAAUAUAUAUUGUCAUAAUAUAUUGAGUAAAGCUAAGAGUAUAUAUGUAUAUACCAUGUAUAUGAAGGGACGUUUGUCUUGGGACACCCGCCAGAUUGUACAUAUCAUGUUUCUGUUUUACAUGUAUGUUGGAUGUAAUAUUCUUUGAUUGUAUCAAUUUGUUUUGCAGUUGGUGAAAUGUUUUAUAAUGUCCCUGCAUUGGGACCUCAUAGAAAGCACUUUAUUUUUUAUAUAUCAAAUAUUUAUGUGUGUAUCUGGGUAAUAUGUAUAAUAUACUUGUACAUACACCCGACCCAGCGCUCCCUCUAAGUAUUACAUAGUUUAACAAUCUUU